AUGAUUCCUCUUCGUCAACUGUCUCUCAUUUGGGUCGCAAUCAGGGUCAUUGCGGCUCAUCUGGCUUUCGGACUUUUGCCGAGUGACCUCGAGCGAGUGGUUGCCGCUACGAGGGAGGAGCUCCUUUCGCGUCGGCCCUCGUCCAGCUUGAGCCCCCAACAGGUCGAAGCUGAGCUUGCUGGACACCAACCCCUCAAAUGGGAGCACAUGGUCACACAAGAUGACCUGGCGCGCGUAUAUCCAUACGCGCCGUCAUCGGGAAUCGAGUACCAGGCUGCAAAGGGGCUCGACAAGGACUUGAGCAUGCUCCAGCAAGAUUUCGAGUACAUCGCCGGACACCCCUAUCGUCAACUGACCUCGGUUGAAGUUCGCGAUGCUUUGCACGACUUCAUGAAGACGUUUCUGGACGAGACCGGCUGGCGAAGGCUACAGCGCGAAGAAAAAGCAUGGCCAUACGAUGGACGCCCGAGUCAGGCGGACGUUGAAAAUUUCCUGGUGCAGGCGACCAGGCGUGGACUAUCUUUUGGGAUGUGGCCCAUUGAGCUUGGCGAUCGCCGCUACUUGAUGGCUCAACUCCUCGCCCAUACGCCGGAAUUUCGAGCUGUGCACGGAUUCAACAGCGCAACUACGAAUCAUAUCUACCUUGGUGUCUGGGAAGAGGUCGGCGCGCCUAAGUCUCACAUCUUCCAGUAUCUUGGAGCCUUCAAUUAUCCGACUCCGCGUCGCUUCCACGAUUUCAAGAAGGAUGUGCUCAAGGGCACUGCUAGGGGCAUCGACCGCAUUCGUACGUGGGGAUCAUCGCUCAUGUAUGUCAAGUUUGCGCACGAGGUGCGGUAUCCGGUUUACCCCGAUCGUCCUUCUAUGUAG
Molecule: messenger RNA, 867 nt
Organism: Moesziomyces antarcticus
Lineage: Eukaryota; Fungi; Basidiomycota; Ustilaginomycetes; Ustilaginales; Ustilaginaceae
Exons: 1
Coding region: 1-867 (288 amino acids)
Source: RefSeq, a predicted model, not a curated record